UAUUGAAAUUUACUAUCGACGUGCCUCCGUAGCAUAGUGGUAGUGCGUUCGCUUCGUAAGCGAAAGGUCGCGAGUUCGACCCUCGCCGGGGGCUAUAAUUAUUUUUAUUUAUCAUUUUUUUCCAAUCAGAUGUCCAGAGCUCUUCUGAUUAAGAAUGAAAUACUUUCACAAGUAAACCAUAACCUGUUAUCUUCUUUUUCACCAUAACUUUAAUUUUUUGCAAUACAUCUUUUAUUCAAUCUUGAAAAAAUAAACAAUCAAAAACACCAUAUCUUCAAAAAAAAAAAAAAAUGGCAUUACUACCUUUAGUUCAAAAACCAUUAACCCCUUUUCCUUCUUCCAAUAUUUCUAACAAACCAAAACCCAAAACCCAAAUGUCCCUCAAUUUCACCAGAAGAACAACACUAAUUCUUUGCCCAGCAAUUUCAAUCAACCUUUUAAGUAAACAACAAAAUGCCAAUGCAUUUGAUUUCAGAAUCACAGUUCCAGACCAAACACUUGAAGAAGCAGAGGAUGGAAUUAAAAAUCAUGCCAAAAAUUUAUUACAAGUCAAAGAAUUAUUUGAGGGAGAAUCUUGGAAAGAAGGUCAAAAAGCAUUGAGAAAAAGCUCAGCUUUAUUGAAACAAGAUAUGUAUACUAUAAUUCAAGCUAAACCAGGUAUACAAAGACCUGAAUUGAGGAAAAUGUAUUCAAUUCUGUUCAAUAAUGUUACAAAAAUGGAUUUUGCAGCUAGGGAUAGGAAUGUGCCACGUCUAUGGGAAUGUUAUGAUAAUAUUGUCAUAGCUCUUAACAAUCUUAUGUCAAGAUUAUUAUAGUAAAUGUUUUAUAUGAUAUUUUAUUCGAGAUAUCUGUCACCUUCCAUCAACAAUAAGUAUUAAAUUGGAAAGGAUCAACAGCUAUUUCAUUUGUGAUUUUUUUUUUUAAUUUAAGUUUUGCUUAUUAUGUUUGAUGUAAUUAAGAGCUACUCUUGUAAUCAGAGUUAUAUAUGUAAUUCCUUGCUAUUGAGUUUAACUU
Molecule: messenger RNA, 1014 nt
Organism: Solanum lycopersicum (tomato)
Lineage: Eukaryota; Viridiplantae; Streptophyta; Magnoliopsida; Solanales; Solanaceae
Product: psbQ-like protein 3, chloroplastic
Biological process (GO): photosynthetic electron transport chain; photosynthesis
Cellular component (GO): chloroplast; extrinsic component of membrane; photosystem II oxygen evolving complex
Molecular function (GO): calcium ion binding
Source: RefSeq, a predicted model, not a curated record